GAUAGUCUAUUGUUCUUCUGUGGCAAAAAGAAAACACUCCGUUGCUGUGACUGUGACAAAAUAAAUUCAACAAAUUGCAAAUUUAAUACUUUUUUAUAAAGGCUGUUUAUAAAUGAUUUGUUAUUAAAAGAAUGCAUUUCAAGAACAUUUGACCGAUUGAAAAGAAAAUCACUAGUGUUUUGUUAUGGAACAAAAGUGUAUUGAAAGACACCUGGAGUGUAUUGAAAGACACCUAAAAUAUAAUUUUAUAAUUCAUUAUUGAACAAUCUUAAGUCACCACAAAGAUUUUACCUGACUGGCUGCCAAAGCAACCCAAUGGCAGCGAUGGAGACUGUGGUAGCCGUAGCGAUAGGUAUUCUAGCAACAGUGUUCUUGGCCUCCCUGGUAGGCCUCAUUCUGGUCUGCAGACACAAGUUCUGCAGGAGGACAGAUCUGCUGGGACAGCAAAUGAGGGACACCAGACCGGAUGUACAGCUGAUAGAUAGUGACCUGAAGUCCAUGAGUGAAGGAGACGUUGAGCUUGGUGAUGUGGAGAUCUCAAACCCUCGCCUUGAACAGCUGAUCAGGGAUACACACUGGGUGGAUGAUGUCAGUGGUCUCAUCCCCCACUGUAUCGCCAUCCUGAAGACAUGUCACCUGCUGACCGAGCGGCUGGUUGGCAUGACGAUGGGGUCUGCCGAGAUCUACACGCAGGAGAUGCUCACGGACAUCAUCACGAUCGCUAAGAGGAUCAAUCCCCGCGUGGACGACGUCGUGCAGUGUAUGUACCCGCCUCUGGAUCCCAGGCUACUAGAGGCGAGAUGCACGGCGUUAGUUCUGUCUGUCAGCCAUCUGGUCCUGGUAACCAAGAACGCAUGUAAGUCUACACAGAACAUGGACUGGAUUGAUCAGGCCCUGGCAGAUGUGGAGGACCACUUAAAGGGAUCUUUUCACGUACUCCAGGAAGCCAGUUUCAGUCUUGCCCCUGACUGUAGAUCUCCCUCCAGCUCUGUGGCAUCAGGUGACAGCCAGCAGCCAAUCAUGAAUGGCCAUGUGCAACAUAUCAGCUAA
Dreissena polymorpha is the source of this 1050-nucleotide messenger RNA. RefSeq names its product transmembrane protein 98-like. The record is from RefSeq and is a predicted model, not a curated record. NCBI's taxonomy places the organism in Eukaryota, Metazoa, Mollusca, Bivalvia, Myida, Dreissenidae. Bases 316 to 1050 code for a protein of 244 amino acids. Gene Ontology annotation, cellular component: endoplasmic reticulum. The transcript has 5 exons.